CCAAACUACAACUUGUACGAUCAGAAAAAGGUGUAACAGCGAUUGUAAAGGAAUUUGUAGGUCCCAAUCUACAGAACCGUGCACUGUUACUUCAUUUCAAUCAAUAAUAGGCGAGAAAAAUACAUUUGAACUUGACGGCUGAUGACGUCAUCGAUCUGGACGAGGUCACGGCGUCCUAGGUCACUCCGACCUAAUCUCUCGGAGCAGAGCGAACUGGUCAUUUCACUUCUUGCCUUGAUCGCAUUAAGACGUGAAAAAUUUCGUGGUGACUUUUACCAACUCAUUCGAAUCAGAAUCAUGGACGUUUACCGAAUCGAUUUUGUCUCACUGAAUGAGAGUGUGAAGAAGAUGAGGCUUCGGACUCGUCUUCUGGAAGAGAGAGGAGUCAAGCUCCCGAAGGCGCCGUCCCAGAGGCCUGCAGCAGUGGCGGCACCCGUCCCCCUGUCCGUCUCGGAGGGGGACGUGGUGGCCCGUCAGGGGCCGCUCUCCCAGCCGGGCGCGAAGGUAUGGCACCGUUUUAACUUCAAGAGUUUUUCACGCAUUGACACUUCCUCCAGCACUCCGGCGCUAGUGCACCCUUCGAACGUCCCGUCUCAGGUCCCAAACAAGGGCAUAUCAGCACCGACCGUCCGGGCAAAAACAUCCCAACUCCCGAGCAAGAUGGCGGAAGGGCUACAGAAGGAUGAGGAGCUCGAGAUGUCGGUGGGGCUUCUGUGUAGUGCCGCCAUAGGGGGUGCAUGCAGACAGCUCCUCGGAGAUCUCAUUCCAUCCGGAGAUCAUGAGCUAGAAACCACAGACAGGAAUCUUCUUGAACUGCUGGAGCCUGUCCUUCAGCAAAAGGGGGUAGAAGAUAAGAAGGAAGAGGAGCUGGAGAGAGCCGAGAAGAAAGAAGACGGCCUCCAUCUGAUGGCGGAGCCAGAGCAGAACUCCCCAAAAGAGAUUCCAUCCGGAGAUCAUGAGCUAGAAAACACAGACCUUGAUGAACUGCAGCCUGCCCUUCAGCAGAAGGCGGUAGAAGAUAUCGAGAAGAAUGAUCCGGAGCUGGAAAGAGCCGUGCAUUUCCUUUCAUCCACGGCGAUUCUUGACGCCGGCAGAGAGCUCCUCGAGGAGAUGGCGCUGUCAUGUGAUAGGGAGUUGGGAGAGGAGAGCAGUGGUCUGGAGAAGCAGGAGAAGAAUGUUCUCCAACAGGAGAAAGCUGAUCUCGCCCUCCAGCAGGAGAGAACUGAGUGUAGUCUCCAGGAGGAGAAGACAGAAGAUGGCCUCCAUCCGGAGGAGCCAGAGCAGAACUUACCAAAAAAGAUUCAUCAGAAAAAAACUACAAAGAAGGGCUGGAAGGCACGGGGGAGGAGGGUGGUCAGGAGGUUGAGGAGAGCGUUCCGCGUCCUCACCUCGUGCUGCCGGCCCUGUGUAGCCCCGUAGUGCUUUAAUGAGUUAAUGGUAGCGAAAUGUGUUAAUGUUAGUGAAAUUUAGGUUGAAUGGUGAAUCUUUAAUGUUAGCGAAGUUUAUGUUGAAUGAAAUGGAAAAGAUUGAUGUUCGCGAAAUGUAUCAUGUGGAAUGGAAAAGCUUUCUUCAUGUUCGGGAAAUUGAUGUACAAUUGAAAAGUUUUUUAUGUUCGCGAAAUUGAUGUAGAAUGGAAAAGCUUUCUUAAUGUUCGCAAAAUUGAUGAAGAAUGGAAAAGCUUCCUUAAUAUCAGCGAAAAACAAUGUUGGAUGGAGCUCUCUUAAUGUUUGCGAAAUUUAAGGCUGAAUGGAUAAGUUUAAUGCUAGCACAAUUUAUGCUUAAAAAAACAAUGAGAGGGCUAGCGAAAUGUGAACAUACAGAUGUAGUAAACGAUAACGAUACAUUACUGUUUUACAGUACUAUUGUUAACAUGUUAGUAAUGCUAGCUCGAAAAAGUGUAAUCAUGGUUCUCCAUGGCUGUUCCAUUUAUAAGAAUAAACCGAAUGGAAGAUGAA
This is a messenger RNA of Branchiostoma floridae (Florida lancelet), 1955 nucleotides long. RefSeq lists its product as uncharacterized. The record is from RefSeq and is a predicted model, not a curated record. The coding region runs from base 142 to 1419 and encodes 425 amino acids. The transcript has 4 exons. Lineage: Eukaryota; Metazoa; Chordata; Leptocardii; Amphioxiformes; Branchiostomatidae.